AUGACAUCCACCAAUAUGAGCUCCUCAGAGGGAGAAAAGGGCGACAAGCAGUCAUCGGGCAUGCUCAGCAGUGGCAGCAUUGAGCUCGGAAGACAAGAGGGAGUUGACGACGGCGAAGUCUUCAAGCAAGGUGAUGGGGUUGUCGAUUUUCGAACCGUCGGAUGGAUUCAAGCUUCCGUCAUUUUUCUCAAGGUCAUCUUCGCCACUGGUGUCUUGACCAUCCCCUCAGCCAUGUUCGUCCUCGGCGCACUACCCGGUGCGAUCAAUGUCCUCGGGUGGCAAGCACUCAACACAUACUGCGCCAUUGUGCAGGGCAACUUCCGCAAUGCGCAUGCUGGCUGCCACUCCAUCGCCGACAUGGCCAACGUGGUCGGCGGAGCGUGGCUGAAGGAGGUCGUCGGUGUCCUCUUUCUUGUCACAUACGCUAUUGUCGGCGCGUCUGGUAUCUUUGGCACAUCUGUCGCUCUCAACGUGCUCUCCGACCAUGCCAUCUGCACCAAUUGGUUUAUGCUUGUCGCGACAAUUGCGGUUCUCAUACUCGCUAGUGUCCGCAAGUUUGAGAAGAUUGCUUGGUUGACAUGGGCUGGGUUUUUGACUGUCUACAUCGCCGUUUUUAUCGUCGUUGUUGGUGUUACUACCCUCGAUCGACCGGCUGCUGCUCCCCAGACUGGAGACUACGACUUUGGUUACCAUGUCAUUGGCAACCCGACAUUUGUCACUGGUAUCACUUCAGUUGCUACAAUCUUCUGCUCCGGAGCUGGCACUUCUGCGUUCCUUCCAGUCAUCUCAGAGAUGCGCAGACCCAAGGAUUACAACAAGAGCGUUUAUCUUUGCAUGAGCAUCGUCACUGCGUCGUAUCUUACGUUCUCCCUUGUUGUUUACCGUUAUUGUGGUCAAUGGGUCGCAAGCCCCUCGCUGGGUAGUGCUGGUGACACGAUCAAAAAGGUUGCCUAUGGAAUUGGUCUCACUGGCCUUCUCGUCAGUGCCUGUCUUUAUGUCCACGUCGCAGCCAAGUACCUCUUCGUCCGACUCCUUCGUCACUCGGAGCACUUCCAGAAAAACACCGUCACUCACUGGGCAGUUUGGCUUGGCUGCACAACUUUCAUGUCAGCAGUUUCCUUUCUGAUAGCUUCCGGUAUCCCUAUCUUCAACUAUCUCCUUGCUCUGGCAGGCAGUCUCACCUUUUCGCCUCUUGCGCUUGGCUUGCCCGGGUACCUUUGGGUAUACGACCACCAGCACUACCGCCACGGAAAAUGGUGGCAGAUUGUGGUAUACUAUCUGAACUGGUUGAUGAUUGCGCUGUCCGUGUUUUUGAUGGUUGGAGGAACUUAUGGAGUCAUUCAGAAUAUCAUUGAUGCGUAUGCCAAUGGGCUUAUUGGGGGGGCGUUUUCAUGCGACAACAAUGACGUGUAG
This is a messenger RNA of Fusarium sp. VM40, 1413 nucleotides long. The record is from the annotation of a GenBank genome assembly. Lineage: Eukaryota; Fungi; Ascomycota; Sordariomycetes; Hypocreales; Nectriaceae.